AUGUUGAAGAUGAUGCGCAAAUCAGUUCUGAGUUCCUCUGGUUGUUAUUCUUAUCGCAGCAGCAGUAGCACAAGGGGUAUGCCUUUUCUUCACUCUACCCUUAUUACUGCUUUGUUUCAUUCUCAAUCCUCAAACCCAAGCAAAUCUGGAGAAACCCAUCUAGGAAACCAACCCUUAGAGCCUAGAGUGAGUAAUGUUGAGGAUGCCCUGGAGGUGUUCGACGAAAUGCUUCAGAGACGUCCUCUGCCGUCUGUUGUCCGCUUCACUCAGGUAUUGGCUCCUCUUGUCAAACUCAAGCACUAUCCAACAGUCCUCUCUUUGAAUUCACAGAUGCUUCUCUCUGGAAUUCGUCCUGAUCACUAUACUCUGGCCAUUGUCGUCAACUGCUACUGUCGUUUGAACCGAAUGGACUAUGCCUUGUCUGUCUUGGCCCACUUCUUCAAAUUGGGUCUUCAACCAGAUGUCACCACCUUCAGCACUCUCAUCAACGGCUUUGUUCUCAACAACCGAGUGGCCGAUGCAGCACGAGUUUUCAGCAAAAUGGUGGUGGCAAGUCAUUGUCAGCCCAAUGUGAUUGCUUUCAACACACUAAUCAAGGGCUUUUGCGCGAUCGGAAACAACACUCUGGCUAUUCAGUUACUCGGGAAGAUGGAUGAAAGAGGAUGCCAGCCUAACAUAGUGACCUUUACCACCAUCAUCGACAGUCUGGGCAAAGAUGCACUGGUUGACGAAGCAAAGAACCUCUUCUCGGAAAUGGUUGGUAGAGGGAUUUCUCCCAACGUUGUUACUUACACCUCAUUGAUUCAAGGAGUUUGCAAUCUAGGCCACUGGAAAGAAGCUACGAGGUUGUUGUAUGAAAUGGCCAAUCAAGGUAUCUUUCCAAAUGCUUUCACCUUCAAUAUCCUGGUUGAUGGCUUUUGUAAGAAAGGGAGGGUUGUGCAAGCCAAAAUUGUGGUUCAGAUUAUGAUUCAAAGAGGAAUUGAACCUAACACUAUUACAUACAGUUCCCUUAUGGAUGGUCACUGUUUGCGAGGAGAAAUGGACGAGGCGAAACAAGUUUUUGAUCUAAUGGUUGCCAAGGGCUCCAUGGUUAAUGUUCAUAGCUGUAGCAUAUUGAUUAACGGAUAUUGCAAGCAGAAAAAGAUUCAUGAGGCAAAAGAAGUUUUCGACGAAAUGCCUCGUAGGGGAAUUGUUCCUAAUACCAUUACCUAUAGCACUCUUAUUGAUGGUUUUUGCAAAGCUGGGAGACUACAAGAAGCAGAAAAGUUGUUCUCUGAGAUGCAAGCUUCUGGCCAACUUCCAAGUAAUUGUACUUAUAAUAUUAUACUUGAUGGCCUCUGUAACAACCAACAACUUUCUAAGGCAAUUGAAUUGCUUUAG
Messenger RNA from Fragaria vesca subsp. vesca, 1380 nucleotides. Its product is annotated as pentatricopeptide repeat-containing protein At3g22470, mitochondrial-like. The coding region runs from base 1 to 1380 and encodes 459 amino acids. Lineage: Eukaryota; Viridiplantae; Streptophyta; Magnoliopsida; Rosales; Rosaceae. The record is from RefSeq and is a predicted model, not a curated record. The transcript has a single exon. Gene Ontology annotation, molecular function: protein binding.